Messenger RNA from Trypanosoma cruzi, 534 nucleotides. RefSeq lists its product as uncharacterized. Lineage: Eukaryota; Euglenozoa; Kinetoplastea; Trypanosomatida; Trypanosomatidae. Bases 1 to 534 code for a protein of 177 amino acids. The record is from RefSeq and is a predicted model, not a curated record. The transcript has a single exon.
AUGACGGACGGUGCCACGAUGGCCUCCUCUGACGAUGACAGUCGCUGUGCUCUCGGCACAAAUCCACACAGACUUCCUUGUCUCUCUGUGGGAGUGAUUGCGGCAGGGCAUUGCUGCGAGCGUGAUGGGGACCACGACGGCGUCACCCUCGAGAAGGUGCCACGCUCUGUUGGUUGUGGAGCGGCGAGGCGGUUUGCCUGCAGCCCGACUGACAGAACCGCAUGGUCGUUUCAUUGCGGUCACUCCGUCGGCGUCACCCGCUGCGGUGGUGUCCGUAAGAGCCGCAGCCCCGAUGAGGAUGGCCUUGUGGUUAUCUGGCAGCUCAGAACUUCAGGCCCUUCGCCCCUCAGGAUUGCCCCUGCUGCUCGACUGGCGCAGCACCAUCCCGGCAUGGUUCUUCUGCAGGAGUGCAGGCACGAGAGUGCCCCAGCGACGAGGCUCACUGGCUGCGGUGACUUCCACCAGGCCUGCAGUGGGCGUGCCAGUGGCGUGGCCUUCUUGGUGCGCCACACCUUGCCGUGCGAGCACCUGUAG